This is a messenger RNA of Mugil cephalus (flathead mullet), 3030 nucleotides long. It is a transcript of the gene ercc3, whose product is annotated as excision repair cross-complementation group 3. Gene Ontology annotation, biological process: transcription initiation at RNA polymerase II promoter; nucleotide-excision repair. The transcript is spliced from 15 exons. Gene Ontology annotation, cellular component: nucleotide-excision repair factor 3 complex; transcription factor TFIIH holo complex; transcription preinitiation complex. Lineage: Eukaryota; Metazoa; Chordata; Actinopteri; Mugiliformes; Mugilidae. The coding region runs from base 137 to 2488 and encodes 783 amino acids. Gene Ontology annotation, molecular function: ATP binding; hydrolase activity; DNA binding. The record is from RefSeq and is a predicted model, not a curated record.
CGAUCCUCUGCCUCUGUGCUGUGUCGUAGUUUCCUCUACACCACCAGUCAGUUUACGGUUGUGGGAUAUCAGGAAGACAUCUAGCUGUUAUGACGACAUGUUAUUUUGAGAUAUUACCCAUUUAGACGCGUUGAAAAUGGGUAAAAGGGAUAAAGGAGACCGGGAGAAGAAGUCCAGCAAGCGUUUCCAUGAGGAGGAUGAGUAUGAAGAAGAGGCCACGGGCAGUGAGUCUCAGGAGGCCAUACCCGCUGCUGCAGGAAAACAAGUGGAUGAGUCCAGCACAAAACAGGACGAGUAUGGAGCCAAAGACUACCGCUCUCAGAUGCUGCUCAAGAACGACCACACUUCACGUCCACUUUGGGUGGCUCCAGACGGACACAUCUUUCUGGAGGCUUUCUCCCCCGUGUAUAAGUACGCCCAGGAUUUCUUGGUGGCCAUUGCGGAGCCAGUGUGCAGACCUAACCAUGUCCAUGAGUACAAGCUGACUGCCUACUCCUUGUAUGCCGCUGUCAGCGUGGGGCUACAGACUUCUGAUAUUGUGGAGUACCUCCAGAAACUCAGCAAGACCUCUGUACCUGAUGGCAUUGUGCAGUUCAUUAAGCUCUGCACCGUGAGUUAUGGCAAAGUCAAGCUGGUGCUCAAACAUAACAGGUAUUUUGUUGAGAGCGCCUUCCCGGAUGUGAUCCAGCGCCUUUUGCAGGACAACAUUAUUCGUGAAUGCCGUCUCCGUACCGCAGAUGGAGCAGACACCGAGCUUAUUACUGAAGUCAUCCACAGCAAGUCAGCCAUCUCCAAGUCUCUUCCGGAGAAGGGGGACACUUCCACCUCACAGCAACCCACCGAUGGACAGACUUCUACCCAGCAGGUCCCUGAGGACAUUUUCAGCUACUAUGAGCAAAUGGACAAAGAAGAAGAAGAGGAGGAGGAGACUCAGACAGUGUCCUUUGAAAUUCGCCAGGAGAUGAUAGAAGAGCUGCAAAAGCGUUGCAUCCAGCUGGAGUACCCCCUGCUAGCGGAGUACGACUUUCGCAAUGACACAGUCAACCCGGACAUCAACAUAGACCUGAAACCCACGGCCGUGUUGCGGCCCUACCAGGAAAAGAGUCUGCGCAAGAUGUUUGGAAACGGACGUGCUCGUUCUGGGGUCAUCGUGCUGCCCUGCGGAGCCGGUAAAUCACUGGUGGGAGUGACGGCGGCGUGCACGGUGCGUAAACGCUGCCUGGUGUUGGGGAACUCCUCUGUGUCGGUGGAGCAGUGGAAGGCGCAGUUCAAGAUGUGGUCUACUAUCGAUGACUCCCAGAUCUGCCGCUUCACCUCCGACGCCAAAGACAAACCCAUCGGCUGCUCGGUGGCCAUAAGCACCUACUCUAUGCUGGGCCACACCACCAAACGCUCCUGGGAGGCUGAAAGGGUCAUGGAGUGGAUGCGGACCCAGGAGUGGGGGCUCAUCAUCCUGGAUGAGGUGCACACUAUCCCUGCUAAGAUGUUUCGUCGGGUUCUGACCAUUGUUCAGGCCCACUGCAAACUCGGACUCACAGCCACGCUGGUCAGGGAAGAUGACAAGAUUGUGGACCUCAACUUCCUGAUCGGACCAAAGCUGUAUGAGGCCAACUGGAUGGAAUUGCAGAACAAUGGCUAUAUUGCCAAAGUCCAGUGUGCAGAGGUGUGGUGCCCGAUGUCUCCGGAGUUUUACAGAGAGUAUGUGGCCAUCAAGACAAAGAAGCGCAUCCUUUUUUAUACAAUGAACCCCAACAAGUUUCGUGCUUGCCAGUUCCUCAUCCGCUUCCACGAGCGACGCAACGACAAGAUCAUCGUCUUUGCUGACAACGUGUUUGCCUUGAAGGAAUAUGCCAUUCGUCUCAACAAGCCUUACAUCUACGGUCCAACUUCACAAGGGGAGCGGAUGCAGAUUUUGCAGAACUUUAAACACAACCCCAAGAUCAACACAAUUUUUAUCUCCAAGGUUGGAGACACCUCCUUUGACUUGCCAGAAGCCAACGUACUGAUCCAGAUCUCUUCACAUGGUGGAUCACGCAGACAGGAGGCCCAGAGGCUUGGCAGAGUCCUGCGAGCCAAGAAAGGAAUGGUGGCCGAGGAGUACAAUGCAUACUUCUAUUCACUGGUGUCCCAGGACACCCAGGAGAUGGCUUACUCCACCAAGAGGCAGAGGUUCCUCGUGGACCAGGGAUACAGCUUUAAGGUGAUCACAAAGUUGGCAGGUAUGGAUGAAGAGGACUUAAUGUUUUCCACGAGAGAAGAACAACAGCAACUGCUUCAAAAAGUCCUGUCCGCUUCCGAUCUGGAUGCCGAGGAAGAGCUGGUAGCCGGAGAGGUGGGCUCACGACCACAGGUCUCGAGGCGACCAGGCACCAUGAGCUCCAUGUCGGGCGCGGAUGACACCAUCUACAUGGAGUACCAGAGCCGCGGCAGCAAAGCCUCCGCUGCGGGCAAGAACAUUCAUCCACUGUUCAAGCGCUUCAGAAAAUAGAUCCACGGACUUGAACGCUGACAUCUGAAGACUUACUCUGUCGUAACAGGGCAAUAGGAUGACGUUUUCUUGGGGGCAGUUGAGUGUAUUGAGCUGCAGGUUCAGGGAGUCCAUCUGGUCUGGUGAUCAGAGGAAUGAUUGGAGAUAGCCUGCAGCAGCAUAUGAAGGCCUCUGACAGACACAUGUCAUGUACAUGGGAUAAGUAUGAACAGCUGCUUCAAUACGUCAGACAGGUUAUGUAUGCCUCUUCAGUAGCUAAAUAUAAGUUCAGUUCUUUUGAAGUGAGAGGAAUAACAUGCAGACCAGUCCCCCCCUCUGUAUGUUCUACUGUUAGUGGUAGUUUGAUUGGAAACUGUAAACAAACACAUGUAUGUUGGAUGUAAUGUAAUAGCAGAUUUUUUUUUUUUUUUUUUAAUGUGGCUACAUUGGACAUUUGCUAGUUUCUGAAAGCCACAUCGGUGUUAUUUUUUUACUCAUGUGUUCUGUUACAAAACAUCCCAUAUACAGAAAAUGCUCUGUAAAAUAAAUGGUUUUGUAAUUUC